AUGUGCAUCAACCUCCGCAAGAAACCCCUGAAUCCAGAAGCUCUAGAGUGGCGUCCUAAACCACAGCCGCUGAAGCACCACCAACCCCUCCUUCCACAUCUCAUGCUAUCGCCACGUUCUCCGCCGCCGCAGCAGGCGGCGAUGGUUGUGCACUUCAUGAUCACCCCAAUACCACCCCACUACCACCACCACCACCCAUAUUUUGUCGUUGUCCACCCACACCACCACGUACUGUACGACAAAUCUUUUCCGGCGGCGGCGGAACCCAUUUGCGGCGAUGAAACAAUGUCUGUUUACUGUGACGAGAAGGAGGUGGAGGAUAUUCCGACCCGGAUCCGGAAAUGCAAACGAAUAUUCCCUAGGGUUUUACGUCUACCCCCUCGUUUACGCAGAGGCGAUUUAACACGUGAUGUUCGCCGCCUGGAUGAAAGAAAGCCCUCUCCUAAACAAGAAUGGAGGCCCAGGAGGAACAAAGAUUCCAGCAGCCGCGGCGGCGCCACCCUUCUCCGGCAGCCGCCUUCUCCGGCGCCGUUGGCUGGUGAUGGGUUUUCCCGUUCAUCACAAACAACUGUUAUGAUGAAGAACAUUCCUAACCAUUUGAGGAGAGAAUUCAUGUUGGAAUUUCUGGAUGAGUAUUGCAAGGAAUACUCUCUCGAGUACGAUUUUCUGUAUCUACCAAUGGAUUUUAGGUAA
This is a messenger RNA of Erythranthe guttata (spotted monkey flower), 693 nucleotides long. RefSeq lists its product as uncharacterized. Gene Ontology annotation, molecular function: nucleic acid binding. The record is from RefSeq and is a predicted model, not a curated record. Lineage: Eukaryota; Viridiplantae; Streptophyta; Magnoliopsida; Lamiales; Phrymaceae.